Messenger RNA from Capronia epimyces CBS 606.96, 1020 nucleotides. RefSeq lists its product as uncharacterized. The transcript has a single exon. The coding region runs from base 1 to 1020 and encodes 339 amino acids. The record is from RefSeq and is a predicted model, not a curated record. Lineage: Eukaryota; Fungi; Ascomycota; Eurotiomycetes; Chaetothyriales; Herpotrichiellaceae.
AUGGCGCCUCGGAAAGGAUCAACUUCAGGGCAGAAGAAGCCGUUGGAGUCAGAACCCCCGAUUUGCAUUCCGAUGAUGCGACCAACUUUGACGCAGGCUGAGCCUCCGAUGAGGAAUGCUUCCCUAUCUCGUCCCCAUCGCCAGGUCAGUUCAAAUAACAGAGUAACGCAGGCGAGGAGGCAUGAACCGACGACAGGGGCUUCAGCCUUGGACACUAACAAGGUAUCUUCGUCAUUCCCAGAGACCCUCCAGACUGAUGAUGAGGCAUUUGCAUUCAUGGAACAGGCGCUAAACAUCAACUCAGGAAGUAACUCGGCCGCGUCUUCUGGGAGACAACGAUCCUACGCACGCAGUUCCAUCAUCUCACCAACGCCGCAGGGAGGACAACGAUUCUUCCCACGAAGCCCCGGUAUCGCGAGACAUCGGUCUCUCCUACGGACUUCCACCAGACCAUCUGCCAGCAACGGCCCCAGCGACCUUGACAUCGAACGUCAGAUAGCCACCCUCCAGCCGGCAGAUAUCCCCGUCAAGAUCAACAUCAAGGUCAGCUUCAAGUCCUUGCGCACGAAAGUCAAUAUUGCCGCCCCCUUCUUGUGCCACGCCAACCACUUGGCCGACCUCAACGCCUUCUGCAACUACGUCCGAGCUCGGCACGCAAAUGCACUGCCAGAGGAAUUGUUCACUACUAACGAACCGAAGCACUGGAUACUACGCUGUACGGCGGAGAAUGGUGCUGACGGCGUCGAGGCGAGCAGCCCCUUCCACCGGGAAUACGCAUGCGAUCCCAACAAGCCUAUCUGGGGCCUCACUGCACAUUACGGCCAACUCAUGGCUUUCUGUUCCGUUCAAGGCCGGGCGGUAGCUACUAGGCUCGUGCAUGAAGCCAGAUCCAGACUGGCCCUGGCCAAAUCAGAGCGCAAGUCCAGCGAGUGGACUGCCGAAGGCCGGAAGCGCGAACCGUUGAAUGUGCGAGUCCCGAGAGAGGCGCCUGUUUAUGCCAUUAUCGACAUCUUCUUUUAA